GCAUGAAAACAAAAGUCACCAUCAUUUAUUAUCAACAAAGAACUCCAAAUUUCUCAUCCCACCAUCAUGUAGUCAUCACUAGUUGAAUAAAAACAAACAAUUGGUGCAUAUAAAUACACAAGCUUUCAAGUGUUCUUUCAAGUGUAAUUGCAUCAUCAAUUUAACUUACUACUACUUCCUUUUGAGGUUGUCUUAAUCCACUAUAGCUUAUAAGUUCAUUAUAAGUUACCUAUCCAUCUUUAAUUUCUUUUGUCCUAAAAAUAAAAAAAAAAUCAAAAAAAAAAUGCAAAAAGCUUGGUUUUAUGAAGAACAUGGUCCAAAAGAAGUACUUAAGCUAGGAGAAUUACCAAUUCCUACACCACGGGCUAAUCAGCUGCUAAUCCAUGUUUAUGCAGCAGCCCUUAAUCCAAUCGAUUUUAAGCUCCGCCAAAAUCGAUUAUCGUCUCUCGAUUUUCCAGUUGUCCCCGGGUGUGACGUGGCAGGUGUGGUAAUAGCAAAAGGAGAGGAAACGUGGAAAUUCCAGGCCGGCGACGAGGUUUACGGGAACAUACAGAAAUUCGGAUCGGGAAAACUGAAGCAGAUCGGCACCUUGGCGGAAUUCACCGUCGUGGAGGAGAAUCUGGUGGCGGAGAAGCCGGGAAAUCUGUCGUUCGAGGAGGCGGCGAGUCUGCCCGUGGCGGCGCAGACGGCGGUUGAGGGGUUUAGAACCGCCGAUUUUAAGAAGGGGCAGUCGGUGUUCAUAGUUGGCGGCGCCGGCGGAGUUGGAAGCCUGGCGGUUCAGCUGGCUAAGUAUUUUUACGGGGCUUCUUUCGUCACCGCCACCACCAGCACCGGAAAAGUGGAGAUGGUGAAGAAAUUGGGCGCCGACAAGGUGGUGGAUUAUACGAAGACUGCGUAUGGGGAAAUUGAGGAAAAAUAUGAUCUCGUUUAUGAUACUGUUGGCGAUUCGAGGAAUUCAUGUGUUGUGGCUAAGGAAGAUGGUCUAGUCAUAGACAUAACAUGGCCUCCUUCGAAUCCUAAAGCUCUUCAUUCAAGUUUGACAGUUUCCGGUGAAAUAUUGGAAAAUCUAAGGCCGUGUUUGGACAGCGGAAAACUAAAAGCAGUAGUUGAUCCGGCCGGUCCUUUCGACUUCAAUAAUGUUGUCCAGGCUUUCGGGUAUCUAGAAACGGGGCGGGCCAGGGGCAAAGUUGUCAUUUCCUCCUUCUCCUCACUUCAUCUUGCCACUGCAAUAACUUGCAAUGCUAAUAAUGGAUUUCACUAGCACAAAAAUUGGACUUUAAGAGAACCAAAAAAAUUGCACUUGCUUUAAAUGUACCUGAAAUUUGUAAUAUAGUACAAAUGAAUGAUUAUAUUAUAGAUAAUAUGGUAAAUUACAGC
Molecule: messenger RNA, 1377 nt
Organism: Erythranthe guttata (spotted monkey flower)
Lineage: Eukaryota; Viridiplantae; Streptophyta; Magnoliopsida; Lamiales; Phrymaceae
Product: 2-methylene-furan-3-one reductase
Molecular function (GO): oxidoreductase activity, acting on the CH-CH group of donors, NAD or NADP as acceptor
Source: RefSeq, a predicted model, not a curated record